AUGGCCAUGGCUUCCACCGCCACCGCCGCUGCUUCUCCCCGCCUCGCCUUCCCUCUCCUCUCCGCGCCGGCCUCCUCCUCGUCGUCCUCCAAUACGCUUCGCUUCCCUCUCCGCCGCCGCCGCGCCUCCCGCCCCCUCGCCGUAGCCGCCUUCAAGAAGCUCUCCGAGGCGUCCCCCGUGCCCAUCCCUCAGGAGCCCACUCAGCCCCUGGUCGACGAGGACGCCCUGCCCCCAAGCCCGGAGUCUACGGCGUCUACAUCCCCGCCGGGGAGCUGCAGUUCGUCGGGAUUUCGCGUCACAGUAUCAGAUGAGGAGACACCAGAUCGAGCUGCCCUUAAUAAUGCCUGGAAAUCAUGGAUGGAAGAACAUAUAGAAGCCACUGGCAAGGCGCCACCAGGGAAUGUUGCAGGAAACUACACCUGGGUUGGUGCCCCCCAGAGGCCUCCAGACUUGCGGUUGAUGCCUGGACGCCAUGUCCAGCUGACUGUUCCACUAGAACAGCUGAUAGACCGGUUGGUGAAGGAGAACAAAGUGGUAGCCUUCAUCAAAGGAUCAAGGAGUGCUCCCCAGUGCAGAUUCUCACAAAGGGUGGUGGGUAUCCUGGAAGCACAUGGAGAGGAUUUCGUAACUGUUGAUGUGCUUGAUGAGGAACACAACCAUGGGCUAAGAGAGGCGCUGAAGACAUACAGCAACUGGCCGACGUUCCCUCAGAUUUUCGUUGGCGGGGAGCUCGUGGGAGGCUGUGAUAUUAUUUCAUCCAUGGCUGAAAAACGGGAGCUUGCUGCCCUAUUUCAGAAAUAG
This is a messenger RNA of Miscanthus lutarioriparius, 801 nucleotides long. The record is from the annotation of a GenBank genome assembly. Lineage: Eukaryota; Viridiplantae; Streptophyta; Magnoliopsida; Poales; Poaceae.